Molecule: messenger RNA, 627 nt
Organism: Fusarium falciforme
Lineage: Eukaryota; Fungi; Ascomycota; Sordariomycetes; Hypocreales; Nectriaceae
Product: SnoaL-like domain-containing protein
Exons: 2
Coding region: 1-627 (208 amino acids)
Source: RefSeq, a predicted model, not a curated record
AUGGAUAAGAACGGUUUUGUCAAAGAUGAUGCCGCGUACAGUGAUGCGAGCAAGGCGUUGACUUUCUUACAUAUGCCACCGACCAAGGUAUGCCUUCAUAUCGCCUGGUACUAUGCUCAUGUUGACCUUGAGCCGCAGUACCACAAUCCAAGCCUUACCAAGGAAGAGCAGGAGGUGACUGACCAGCUCUACCGUGGCUGGCUUCACUACUGGAACCAUGAGUCGCGCCAGGACUUUGCCAACGGCAUGAACGGAGCACGCCGCUUCUAUGACUUUGAAGACAUGCUUAGCUAUGACAUGUUUGGCAACACCAUCCGAGGCAGCUUCAAGGAGCACUUUGAGUCCAUCUUCCCAUACUGGAACGACGGGCACAUGGAGUACAAGGACUUUGAAGUCACUGCUCUGUCCAAGGAGUAUGCCUUCUCCACCAUGAUUCAACACACCUGGGGCACUGCCGGCGGGGUGCCGUUCGACACUGCUUUCAGGAGGACCGGAAUCGCGAGGAAGAAUAGCCAAGGCGAGUGGAAGUGGAUUCAUGAGCAUCUGAGCUUCCCCACCGAUAUGAAAACCAAGCAAGCCGACUUUACAGCCUCGCUCGACCCAGUCAAGGCGACCAAGCUGGCGUAG